GUGUGUGUGUUUUGGGUCACCCUCUCUCCGCGCUGCGCUCUGGAUCACUCUCAGCUCGGCGCAUCUUCGAGCUGUUGGAAGAAAUUCCCUCAGAGCAGGAGACGAGCWGAGAGACCCCAUCAAGCAAAAUUAGUUUCAUCAAAACAAACUGUUAAUUUUCAGCGGGAGAAACUCUCACGCUUGAAGCUCGGCUCCUUGGAUCGGACUUGUUUUGGAGUUUUACUGUGUAGCAAUCCGUGGGGGGUGACUCAGAGAACUGAUGAGCGCUGCUUGCGGUGGGAUUGUUUCAUGUUUUGGAGGAAACUCUUGGCAUUGGGAGACGUGGUGAGCGCACAAAGCCCGGACACUGCAGCUGGAGGAGAUGCUGCUGCAGAACUGAGAGGAGAGGAGCUUUUCUUGGUUCUUCCUGAGGAUCGACCAGAGACUGACGUUCGUUCCCCAGCAGCUUCCUCCGUGUUGUUGUCACCUUUGUUUGUGAGGGGACAAUCAUGUUGCUGAAGGAGUACCGCAUCUGCAUGCCUCUGACUGUGGAGGAGUACCGGAUCGGGCAGCUGUACAUGAUCAGCAAACACAGUCACGAGCAGAGUGAGCGUGGAGAAGGUGUGGAGGUGGUGCAGAACGAGCCUUACGAGGAUCCCGAGCACGGAUCCGGACAGUUCACAGAGAAACGAAUCUACCUCAAUAAUAAGCUGCCCAGCUGGGCCCGAGCCGUGGUCCCUAAAAUAUUCUACGUCACAGAAAAGGCUUGGAACUAUUACCCAUACACCAUCACAGAGUACACGUGCUCUUUCCUUCCAAAGUUUUCCAUCCAUAUAGAGAGCAAAUACGAGGACAACAAAGGAAACAAUGAUAAAAUCUUUGACAGUGAGGCCAGAGAUGAGGAAACAGAGGUGUGUUUUGUAGACAUUGCCUACGAUGAGAUCCCUGAGCGCCACUACAAGGAGUCGGAGGAUCUUCGAUACUUCAAGUCAAAGAAGACAGAGCGAGGGGUUCUGCAGGAGGGAUGGAUUGACACUCAAGACCCCAUCAUGUGCUCGUACAAACUGGUUACAGUCAAAUUCGAAGUCUGGGGCUUGCAAACACGUGUGGAACAGUUUGUGCACAAGCUAAUUUUCUUCAUUCAGUUAAUGAGGCGAAAUAAUGAUUGUGAUUCUUCCCUCCUACCAGAUAUGACCAUGGAGGAGGUGAGGGAGUACGAACGCACCACACAGGAAGCCACCAACCUGAAGAUUGGCACCUUCCCCCCCACCAUCUCCAUCUCAGAGACCACCCUGGCAUCCUGCACCCGCAGCGGACCGAACAGCGCCCCGUCCACUCCCCUCUCCACCGAAGCUCCGGACUUCCUGUCGGUGCCCAAGGACCGACCCAGGAAGAAGUCCGCCCCGGAGACGCUGACCCUGCCCGACCCGGGCCGCAGGGAUUCACUCUUCAAGCUGCCCAGCUUUUUCUCCUGGAACUCCAGCCCGCAGCCCGAAUGAGACCUGGACCGCACCGCUUUGAAAACACCCUCAACCUGUCAGUCGGUGCCUGUCCAGCACAACGUCCCCUCAGCCAGAACGAGUGAAGGAGACCUCCCACUGUCCUGGUCAUCCUUGAACCUCAGCUGGUGUUACAGUGAAGCCAACGGCUCUCAGACUGCCUUUAAAAAGGCGCAGCCGGGCAGCUGCAUCCCAAACGAAAAACCCUUCAAGAGUCAAAGCAAAGGCAGCUGAAGCUACWUACAAGAAAUACCCAACCUACAUCGUGCAACGGUCAGCAUGGAGUCCAUGUGUCGCACAUUCCUGCAAGCGUUUUAACUCACAGAUCACUUUGUUUUCAUCCAAGCUCAGGGUGUCGAGAUAAGAUUUAAGGUUCGGUCACCGAAACUUUACAUGUACAAAAUCCAUUUUUUUUGCUGCUUCACCUUUGAACACCUGAGUUUCUGGCUUGUGUUUGUAUUAAUGUGAUGAAGAGUUUGUCAGCCUCUGUAACAAGUAUUAUACUCUGACCUCUCAGGUGUACAAGGAUGAAGUAUGAAGUGUAAAUACUGUAUGAACACUGUUGAUGUCAAAACUAAAACUAUGUCUAGCAGUAAGAAUACUAUGAAAUUUAUGUUUUACAAACAAGACUGUUUGUGUUAUUUAUAGUGAAUAUCUGCCAUAUUGUCCUCGUGUGAUAACAUCAUUUUGACAGAACCCACUUCGACAUUUUCUGCCAAUUUAAUGUUUUCUUUGCUGUCUCAGUCUCUUACGUAACGUGUUUCACCUGAGGUUUUAUUGAUUAUGUGGUGUUGUUCACCUGCUAUAAUCUGUUUGUGUUCGUUGUUGGUGAUGACUCUGUAAAUUAAAUUAUAUCAAAUACUGAUGCAUCGAUAACGGUUUAAAAAAGUCUUUGUUAAUGAAUCUAAAUAAACAGAUUUUAAAAUUGGUAAUGCCGUACACAAAAAUAGUCUAAAAAAAA
Austrofundulus limnaeus is the source of this 2439-nucleotide messenger RNA. RefSeq names its product cytoplasmic phosphatidylinositol transfer protein 1. The transcript has 8 exons. Bases 489 to 1478 code for a protein of 329 amino acids. NCBI's taxonomy places the organism in Eukaryota, Metazoa, Chordata, Actinopteri, Cyprinodontiformes, Rivulidae. Gene Ontology annotation, molecular function: phosphatidylinositol transfer activity; phosphatidylinositol binding. Gene Ontology annotation, biological process: phospholipid transport. Gene Ontology annotation, cellular component: cytoplasm. The record is from RefSeq and is a predicted model, not a curated record.